Messenger RNA from Capronia epimyces CBS 606.96, 1071 nucleotides. RefSeq lists its product as uncharacterized. The coding region runs from base 1 to 1071 and encodes 356 amino acids. The record is from RefSeq and is a predicted model, not a curated record. Gene Ontology annotation, cellular component: membrane; GARP complex; EARP complex. Lineage: Eukaryota; Fungi; Ascomycota; Eurotiomycetes; Chaetothyriales; Herpotrichiellaceae. Gene Ontology annotation, biological process: Golgi vesicle transport; lysosomal transport; Golgi organization. The transcript has a single exon.
AUGGCCACAAUCACAUCACCACGCAGCGAAUCGCCCGCGAUCGGUUUGUCUCGAAUCACGUCGCCCACGAUGGCCAGUGCAAGCGUGACCCCGACGUCGUCGGUGCGUCCGUCAUUGGACAUCCCGCGAACCAACACUCCGUCGCCAGCCCCUCAGCAGCAUGCAUUUGCGUCUGCGUCUACAUCUACCACGUCCCAUCGACGCAACCGCGCCGCCCUGCGCGACUACUACAACCUCAAAGGGCGGGGUGCGUCGGGUGCGGGCGCUGCGCAUGCGCAGGACCACAACCUGAGCCGGACGGCAAGCAUGGCGUCCAACGCAUCCGCCUCGACCGUCACCUCGAUCGUGCCUUCGGCGGAACCGUCGGAGCUGCUGUCAUCAGCCCCGUCGUCAUUGACCGCGCGUCUGGACGACCCGGACUUCGAGGCCGAAUCAUACGUGUCCGACUUGCUCAAGACGGCCGGGUUGCGCGACAUCCUCAGAACGGAAAGCACGCUGGUCAGCGAGAUCCGGAACCUCGACGGCGAGCGGAAAGCCUUGGUCUACGACAACUACAGCAAAUUGAUCAAGGCCGUGGGCACCAUCGCUGAGAUGCAGAAGGGCAUGCACAAGCGGGAGCAAGAUAGAUUUGGCACACUGGAAACUGGGGUCGGGAUCACGAUCCAAGUCCAGAAAGAACAGACACAAACCCCAGGGCUCGAUGGCGUGGAGAAGCUGGCAGAGAAAUUAGAUGGUCUGCUCAAUCUGGUCAGAGACUUGGCCCCUACUACGACUACCGACCCAGACCGGUCGAGGCAGCUGCUCGAGGCGAGAAAGCAGACACGGCAGAAGGAGAUGGUCAAAUGGGCUUUGGCCGCGCCGUCACGGUUGCAGGCCAUGCUUGAGCACGGCCACCAGGAUCAGGCCCACAAGGAGUAUAAAUCCGUCGUGGGUUUGUUGGAUCAGUGGGAAGGUGUCGGUGGAGUGCAUGAGUUAAGAGCGAGGUGUGACAAGGUCAUAGAACCAGCCGCCGUACAAACGGAAACGGGUCUAGAGCGGGCGCGGCGGGAUGAUGUCGAUGACCCUAGCUGA